Messenger RNA from Leguminivora glycinivorella, 807 nucleotides. Its product is annotated as THAP domain-containing protein 1-like. The transcript has 3 exons. Bases 200 to 763 code for a protein of 187 amino acids. NCBI's taxonomy places the organism in Eukaryota, Metazoa, Arthropoda, Insecta, Lepidoptera, Tortricidae. The record is from RefSeq and is a predicted model, not a curated record. Gene Ontology annotation, molecular function: sequence-specific DNA binding.
UUUGGCUAAGCUGAUAAAAUCUUUCGAAUGGCAAUGGCGCGCCAUCUAUUGAGCCAUCGUGCAGAUACCCAACUGAUAUGUGAUUGGUCACUUAUAAAUGUUAGCGCUCGCUCUCACUAAAACAGUAUAAAACCAGUAUCGGAUCCCUGCGUACGUCUCUGCGAAUUACGAAAUAAAAUUUUGAUUAAGUUUUAUUAUAAUGGCGUGCUGUUCUAUUCGGUGGUGUGGAAAAAACAGCAAAACAUCAAACUUUAAAAAAGACGGAAUAACCUUUCAUCGUUUUCCUAAGAAUCCGGAAAUAAAAGAAAAAUGGAUGGAUAUUACAAAAAGAGAAAACUGGUUUCCGACAGAAUUUAGCGUCGUUUGCUCCAGACAUUUUACAGAAGACUGCUUUUAUACUGUGAAAGAUCGCCGUCGUUUAUUUAAAACUGCUAUUCCUACUCAGCACUUGCCUCUAGUGUUUGACGAGUCAGGAGCCGAUGAACGCGCUCCGGAAAAUUCAAGUCCAAAUCCAUCAUCUUCAUCUCAAUUCGAGCCGAAGUCAACUGCAAUGACAACUAAACGAAAGUCGGUAGAUCAUGAUACUCUUUCACAGUUAAAUGAGGUGACAACCAAAAAACGUCUUAUUCGGCGUAUUUUAGAUUUAAAAAAGCUAUUGACUGAGAAAAAUGAAACGAUCAAGGUGUUGCAGGGCAAAGUGCGUUACUACAAAAAGAGAGCAGAAUCUUUGAAAGUGGAAUUGGAUCAAAAAACAGUAAUUUAAUGUGUACAGUAACUAAUUUAUUAUUUUAUGAUGUUUACUUUUAA